CUUGUUUAUUUUUUAAAGGUUCGUGAUACAAUACAAAUGAUUCCUAAAACAUGCAUUUUCAUAAGCAAUUAUAUUUACUUUAAUAUGUAGAAGUAAGCUGAAAAUUAAAUUCCGCCAUAUCACUAAAAUACUACCAGCUACAAUGGGAGAUUUCGUGCCCUUUAGCAAAGUCGCAACGGUUUUGUUUACGAUGAUUUUAAGAGUAUGGGCAUAUUCUGGCCUGGUCUUAGUAUUCUGCUUUUUAGUAUAUUAUUUAUACGGAAGCGUGCUCGCCAUGAUAUUAUUAUUAUUCGCUCUAACAGGUAUUUUGUACCAAGUCCAAGACAACUUAGUGUAUAAUUCCGAACUCCCUACGCAUUCGAGAGUUUACGUACCGAUACCAUCCUCGUUCAAUCUGCCUUACGAAAGCGUGAUGAUCAAAACAUCGGACGGAAUACAAAUUCACGCCUACUUCAUAUACCAGCCCAAAGAUAAACGGAAAAACUCGCCUACCGUGAUGUUUUUUCACGGAAACGCUGGCAACGUCGGACACCGAUUGCAAAACUGCGUAGGCCUAUACCACAAUUUGUACUGUAACAUACUUUUAGUGGAGUAUAGAGGCUACGGCCUGUCAGAAGGGAUUCCGUCCGAAGAAGGGCUGUAUUUGGAUGCUAAAGCCAGCAUGGAUUAUUUACUAACUAGAAACGAUAUUAAUCAUUUAGAAAUAAUAGUAUUCGGACGAUCGCUAGGUGGUGCAGUAGCCAUUGAUCUAGCAGCAAGAGAAGAGUACGUAGGGAAAAUAUUUUGCUUGAUAGUAGAAAAUACCUUUACUAGCAUCCCCGAUAUGGCUAAAGUACUAUUAGGAUGGAGAAUGUUGCAGUAUUUUCCAGUAUUUUUCUACAAAAACAAAUACUUAUCAUAUCAAAAAGUGAAAGAUCUCCGUGUUCCGACGUUGUUCGUAUCGGGAAUGGCGGAUACGCUGGUGCCUCCGAGGAUGAUGCAGGAAUUGCACAAUCGAUGCAAGAGCAUCAGGAAGCAACUCGUUCAAGUGCCGGCCGGAACGCACAACGAAACCUGGCAAUUGCAAGGGUACUACCGUUCGAUGGCUGUGUUCCUGCAAAGUUGUAGGCUAAACAAUUGCGCAAAUGUCAGUUUUGAUAUUACGAACGAAAAAACCGAUAGCGGCAGUAUGUGGAGUGACGUACAAACUAUUUAGCUUAUUAUAAUUAGUAACAAGUCGAUUAUUAUUACCUUAUU
This is a messenger RNA of Phyllotreta striolata, 1236 nucleotides long. NCBI's taxonomy places the organism in Eukaryota, Metazoa, Arthropoda, Insecta, Coleoptera, Chrysomelidae. The record is from the annotation of a GenBank genome assembly.